Molecule: messenger RNA, 1035 nt
Organism: Glarea lozoyensis ATCC 20868
Lineage: Eukaryota; Fungi; Ascomycota; Leotiomycetes; Helotiales; Helotiaceae
Product: DNA clamp
Exons: 2
Coding region: 1-1035 (344 amino acids)
Biological process (GO): DNA damage checkpoint signaling; DNA repair
Cellular component (GO): checkpoint clamp complex
Source: RefSeq, a predicted model, not a curated record
AUGUCUGCGCUGGCUGAACCCGGAAAUGGGGCUCCUAUUUUCAAGGCCGUGUCUAGUUCUGCACGGCAGCUAUUCCAAUUACUGAACUGCAUACGUUUUUCACCGAAAGCACAAGUCCAGAUUAGCAACGAGGGUCUACGCUUCUCGGUAGAAGAAUCCCGGGUUAUGCAGGGAAUUGUCUUCCUGGAUAAAGCUCUCUUCACCACUUUCAACUGUACUCUACCUGAAGCAGAACCUCCCGAAGACGAUCAAGAUCAGGACCCUGUGGCCCCAGACCUACCGAUUUUCACAAUAUCUCUUGCAGCUCUCCUCGAAACGCUGCAGAUCUUUGGUGCUGCAGACGCUGCAGGAAGUAGAUUUUCAAAGUCAGACAACGACGGCUAUGGUAGCAACAUUCGUCGGGAUAGGCCAAACGCAUUCAGUAAUCAGGCUCUCGGAGCCGCUGGUAUCUGUCGAUUGUCCUACUAUGGAGUUGGAGAGCCUUUCAGCAUAAUACUCGAGGAAUCUGGAGUCACAACAACUUGCAAUCUAAACACGUAUGAACCAGAAAGUCCUGAGGAGAUACCUUUGGAUCGAAGUGCCAUACAAGUGAAAAUAAUUAUGCAGGCCCGCUGGCUCUUUGAUGCCGUCGCAGAGCUCUCGUCUACUUCGCCUUCUCGCCUCGACAUAACCGCUUUUCCUUCAGCACCGUAUUUGAGUCUUUCAGCUUCCGGCCAUCUAGGAAGCGCCACUGUUGAAUUUUCCAAAGGCCGUGAACUUCUUGAAACAUUCACAGUUGCAGAAAAAUGGACUCAAAGCUACAAGUUCGAUAUGGUCAAGGCAGCAGCUGAUGCCAUGAGACUAGCCAGUAAAGUUAGCUUCAGAGGUGACGAGCAAGGUGUUUUGAGCAUGCAGUUUAUGGUCGAGGUCGAAGGAGGCAGCAUCAGCUUUGUUGAUUUCAGGCUUGUACCAUUCAUUCGCGAAGAAGACGAUGAAGAUGACGAAGAUGAGUAUGAGGAAUCACAAGAAUCCGAAUCCAAUCAAGACCAAAAUUAG